This is a messenger RNA of Acaromyces ingoldii, 3003 nucleotides long. RefSeq lists its product as hypothetical. Gene Ontology annotation, biological process: regulation of DNA-templated transcription. NCBI's taxonomy places the organism in Eukaryota, Fungi, Basidiomycota, Exobasidiomycetes, Exobasidiales, Cryptobasidiaceae. The record is from RefSeq and is a predicted model, not a curated record. Gene Ontology annotation, molecular function: zinc ion binding; DNA-binding transcription factor activity, RNA polymerase II-specific. The transcript has 2 exons. The coding region runs from base 1 to 3003 and encodes 1000 amino acids.
AUGCCCGCGGAAAAGACAGCUCGACGUGUGCUGCAGCCCGCCUGCGAUGCCUGUCACGUCCGCCGCGUCAAAUGCUCUCACGACCAGCCAUGCUCCCACUGCUCGCGGCUUGGCUUGAGCUGCACCUACAGCAAGGCUUUUUCUGCCAAGAAGAGCGCAGGCAGGAGAAUCGAGGCGCUUCGUCAGGCCGAACGCGAGGGCGGCGGUUCCUCUAACCUCCCUAAUGGCUCCAGCAACAGUCGGCCCAGCCCUUUUCCGCAGGGAUUGAGCUCCUCUUCCAGUCAGUCAUUCGACCAUCGCGACCGGCCUCCGAGGAAUAGCAGCGGACAGGGUGAUGUCAGGCCGCUCAGCAUGCCUUCUUCAUGGCAGCCAGAAUCCUCGUCUCGACCCUAUUCUCUGAAUGGAAGUGGAGGGCGGCAAGGUGUGGUAGAUCACCAUGGUGGGCCCCAACUUCCCAGUAUACAUGGCCAUCCAGGCUGGUCGUCCGGGGGAUCUGGAGGACCACCUCCGGGCGGGCAAUAUCAUCCUGCUCCUCCCCCAAAUGAGGGCGAUGGGCCCUCGUACUAUGGCAAUCGCUACCCUCGUGAGCCUUCCUCGUCCUCGUCAUCUGGUGCUGGUGCUCCCGCUCCCUCUUGGGGACCUGUCUCGAGCCGACCGCCACUCGAACACCAAAGGAGUGCGCCCGUCAAUGGGUCUCGGUAUCAGCCUCUCCAGGAUCAGCAGCAGCAGCAGCAGCACCAGCACCAGUAUCAACAAGCUCCAUCCGACUACAUGCCCCCCUCGGCGACGAUGCCGCACCACCGAGGCAUCCAAUUCGCCGACCAGCACCUUGAACACUACGCCCCUCCUGCGCCCUCGAGCACAGCCUCGACUUCCAAUCUCACCCUCGAGCACACGAUUCCGAACGAAGACAUUCUUAGAUCCAUCUUGCCACCCUUUAGCACCUCGAUGGCCGACAGUCUCUUUGACGACAAGGGCAUCUUUGACUCGCAGGCCUUCUUCUCGGAACCCAACCCACCGCUGCUCAUCGCAACGGGUGAGGGCCAGCCUUCGAUGUUGGAGCUCCUCGGGGCGUGUGCGCCUUCAGGGGAGACACCCGGCUCGGUGGCAUCUUCGGGUAUGGACAGCGCCAACGCGUUGCAUGGUCAUCAGGACGACGAGGACCAACCUCACCCGCUGUCCGAUUCGGUUCUGAUACCCACCCUGGCCCUCUUCUACGAGCGAUUAGGCGGCGUGAUGCCCGUCUUCUCGCGCACAUGGAUCUUCAGCAGGAUGGACCGCGAUGAUCAGCACAACGAUGCACAAUUUGCCGCCAUGCUCAUGGCCAUGUCGGCCUUGACCCUCAUUCAGGUCCAACCCGAGGACAAGGAGAGGCGACAGUCGAGCAGGAAAAGGCGCCAACGGGCGAUACAGCUACUCGAGGAGGCGCUCAAGAUGAGAGAGGGCCUCUUCAUGGGUCAAUUACCAACGCUAGAAGCGACUUGCACUAGCUUCUUUGUUUUCGCGGCCCUCUUUGGUCUAGGCGAGCACUCAGCUGCUUGGUACCGGCUUCGAGAGGCGGUCACGCUGGGCCAUCUUUGUAAGCUGCACGAGCCGGCGUCGUACGAGCAUCUGCCCAAGGACGAGGCCGAGCGUCGAUUGCGAGCAUACUGGCUCUUGGCCAUUACUGAGCGAGCCUUUGCCAUCCAACGUGGCAUGCCAAUUACCCUUACAGGCAAUCCGAGGGCUUCCACAGCCGGCUUGCGCGCCAAGUUGGGCAUCAAGGAGCUCAGCGACUUCCCAGAUUUGCAAUUGAGGCUGUUCGAUGUCGUCGACGAGAAGUUUGUCGAUUGCUGGAAUCGACGAUGCGCCGGCGAAGGUUGCCGCAACUUUGACCGCGAGCGGGCUUUGGCGUUGUGGGAGGCCUUCGCCGAUAGCAACAUUGCCGUCGGCAAGGACGGAGAUACAGCCGGACUUGCUAGCGCAGUGGAGGGAAGCGCAAAUGAUACGACGAGCGAGGCAGGCACGACCCAAAGCAAUCUCGGCAGCGGAUCCUUUGGGCGGUCGACGAAGAGCGCGACGAUCAGCUCGACGUCGACGAGCCUGGACAAGCUGCCUCUCCAAAGGAGUCAGGUCCAGCGCGCAGACGUGGAAGUGACAAGGCACUGGCUUCUUAAUCGCCUCUGGCUCAUCACGCUUUCUCACGGUCUGCUUUCCAUCGACGCCGUCGAGCCUCCACUGCGCAUCGACCACGCCAUCCACGUCGCUCGGUCGGCUCUCGAUGUUUGCAGCAGCCUUUCGCUGCUCGCGAUGGAGGCUCACGGCGUGGGCUUCCCCUACAAGCUCUACGACAUUGCUCAGACGCUUAUCAUGCUGUGCAAAGACGAAUCAAUCGCAGCAGCCAUAAGCGCGAGUGCAGCAAAUGGGAUGAUCAACGCUGGCAGUGGAGGCGUACCCUCGACGGUGUCACACACGAGCACCACGACAGGGCAAGGCGGAACUCAAGGGCGGAGCCAUGCACACUCGUCUUCUCAGCAGCAGCAAUCAUCGCCGGCUUUGUCGGAUCGAUCUGCAGGGGGAAGAAGUGCCGUGAUGAAUGGAGGAGCACAUGGCUCGCCCCCCAACAGCGCUGCCAGCGCCAGCGGCCAGACGCCCAAUUCGACGACUUCUUCGACGUCUUCCUCUGCCACGCUGCUGAACGCCAGCAUCUCGUCGGGCCCCCAGUCGCUGCGACACACGGUCUCGCUCAUCCUACGAGACUUUCUUGUCCUCUUUAAGAGGUUCAGGCAAGGUGACCACCCGUAUCUCGACCUCCUCGUCAAUGCAGUCAAGGAGCUGAGGAGCGAGCAGUGGGACAGUCGGCCAUUUGAUCACAUUGUCGCCGAAAUCGGGCUGAGCGAGAAAAACGGUCCUCCUCAGCCACCAUCAUCAGCGGGCGGUACCAAGAGCAGCGGACAGGAGCAGCAGCAGCAAACGACACCCAUCAGGGAAGGCUUCCAACAAAGCAAUCGAGCUCAAUAUUGA